AUGGGCCACAGGCAUUCCAAAUUUCCUAAAUUAAUACACAAGAUUAACAAAGCUACUAAUGAUAAAAUACGAAAUACUGAAUGCCCUCAACUAAAUAAACAAGAUGACCUAUACUUGGAUAGAAUGCAAGUAUUGCAUAACGUUAUGAGAUGUAUUAGUAAUGGGAACUUUAAAGCUCCAGUAGACGAACAAUUGAGAGAAGGUAGUGCUGUAGUAUUGGAUGUCUGUUCUGGCACAGCAACAUGGCUAUCUGAGAUGGCUUCCGAUUUUCCACAAUCAACUUUUAUAGGAAUAGAAAAGGUUCCUAUGUACCCUGAUCAUAAGCCAAGAAAUAUUAAAAUAAUUCAGGCUGAUGUUUUAGAACAAUUUCCAUUUUCAGGUGAUAAAAAUCAAAAUUCAUAUAAUACGUUCGAUUUAAUUUAUUCCCGGCUAAAUUUCUUCGCAUUCAGCGAAUCACAGUGGAAAAAUCAUUUAAUUAAAGAAUAUAUAAGGGUACUCAAACCUGGUGGUUACAUAGAAUGUGUCGAAGGUGAUUUAAAUGCUGACAAUCCCGGUGCUGUUACAGAACAAUUGGGUGUUGUAGUUGAAAAGAUAUUGGUCCAGGGUGGUCGAAGUCUCUCCCUCUUUAUGAAAUUCAAUGAAAUGAUAGAAUCACAUCCACAAAUGGGUAAGGUCACUAGAUCGGAAGUUGUCAUGCCUAUAGGAUCAUGGGGAGGCCAAAUAGGCGAACUUGGUCUUGCCAUAAUGCUACAUAUGUUGUCUGGACUACAAAAAGGAAUAAUGUAUCACAUGAAACUUAAUGAGAAAGACUUGGAUAAACUUUGGGAUGAUUAUAAAAUCGAAUGGGCAAACCUUUCUUUUGGGAAAAAUAUAUGUAUGGUAUUUUUUAAUGAAGCAGGAUUUCUUGUUUGA
Molecule: messenger RNA, 912 nt
Organism: Cetraspora pellucida
Lineage: Eukaryota; Fungi; Glomeromycota; Glomeromycetes; Diversisporales; Gigasporaceae
Source: the annotation of a GenBank genome assembly